AAUUGCUAAUUCUUACACACCGCAGCACGUACAUAUUUCCUCGUCUCCCGCUUCGUUUCUCUGUCUGAAGUUUGAAGCCCUACAUUGUGUGUUUCCUCUGUUAUCAUGAAGCUCGUCAGGUUUUUGAUGAAGCUCAACAAUGAGACCGUCUCAAUCGAACUCAAAAAUGGAACUGUUGUCCAUGGCACUAUCACAGGCGUGGAUAUUAGCAUGAAUACACAUUUGAAGGCUGUGAAGCUUACUCUGAAGGGGAAAAAUCCAGUUACCAUGGAUCAUUUAAGUGUGAGGGGUAACAACAUCAGAUAUUAUAUUCUACCUGACAGCUUGAAUCUUGAGACUUUACUUGUUGAAGAGACACCCAGGGUCAAGCCCAAGAAACCAACUGCGGGAAGGCCUUUGGGACGUGGGCGGGGACGUGGCCGUGGUCGUGGUCGUGGGCGUGGACGCUAGAUUUGUUGCAGUUGUUCCAAUUUUUGUGUCCCGUAGUGUAAACACUUGUAUUGUAGGGAAAGUUUAUGAAUUUAGUGACGUGGAGAAGUGGUAUAGCAAUUCCCUGUCCAAUCUCAUCAUUUUUACAAUGCUAUCUAGUUUUUUUUCCUCCGCUAUUAGUGAUUUACUCUAAUAUCAUCACAGUGAUCAAACUCAGCCAUGUGUUUAGAUUGUUAUCUCAUUUUUUUACUUUCAACUCCGAAAGAUGUUAUCAUGCAGUGGUUGAGUUGGUUACGAUGAAUAUCAACUUGUUUCA
This is a messenger RNA of Momordica charantia (bitter melon), 745 nucleotides long. RefSeq names its product small nuclear ribonucleoprotein SmD1b. Gene Ontology annotation, biological process: spliceosomal snRNP assembly; RNA processing. Lineage: Eukaryota; Viridiplantae; Streptophyta; Magnoliopsida; Cucurbitales; Cucurbitaceae. Gene Ontology annotation, molecular function: RNA binding. The record is from RefSeq and is a predicted model, not a curated record.